Oncorhynchus kisutch (coho salmon) is the source of this 2299-nucleotide messenger RNA. It is a transcript of the gene psmb9a, whose product is annotated as proteasome 20S subunit beta 9a. The transcript is spliced from 6 exons. The record is from RefSeq and is a predicted model, not a curated record. Gene Ontology annotation, molecular function: threonine-type endopeptidase activity. NCBI's taxonomy places the organism in Eukaryota, Metazoa, Chordata, Actinopteri, Salmoniformes, Salmonidae. Gene Ontology annotation, cellular component: cytoplasm; proteasome core complex. The coding region runs from base 266 to 919 and encodes 217 amino acids.
ACAAUGUAACUUUCAUUUUCAGUUUAUGCCAGAAAAUGGUGGACGAGACAGAAAUUAAUGACGGUUCCUUGCUCAAAUAUAUUUAAGAGUUGAUUCCUAAUACAACAGUACAGUUGAAUAGUAAUCAUUCGUGUAAGUCCUAAAUGAGGCGUCGUUUGGUGUUUUCUUUUAAUUUCAUUUCGCGUUGAAUCAAUAGGCUUCUCACACACCGUGCGCACUGCACAGGUAUCAGCGCGACCAGCCACAAAACUAAAGUGCUUUUAUAAUGUUAGAUGAAUCAUCAGAGCCAGGGUGGCUAUCCGAAGAAGUCAAAACUGGGACCACCAUCAUUGCUAUUGAGUUUGAUGGAGGUGUGGUGCUGGGCUCUGACUCUCGAGUGUCUGCUGGGGAGACUGUGGUGAACCGGGUGAUGAACAAGCUCUCUCUCCUCCAUGACAAGAUCUACUGCGCCCUGUCAGGCUCGGCUGCAGACGCCCAGACCAUUGCUGAGAUGGUCAACUACCAGCUGGAUGUGCACAGCAUUGAGGUUGGGGAGGAUCCUCAAGUUCGUUCAGCUGCCACUCUGGUGAAAAACAUCUCGUACAAGUACAAAGAAGAGCUGUCAGCACAUCUCAUUGUUGCCGGGUGGGACAAGAAAGGAGGGGGACAGGUGUAUGUGACCCUGAAUGGCCUGUUGUCCAGACAACCCUUUGCGGUCGGCGGCUCCGGAAGCUCCUACGUCUAUGGGUUUGUUGAUGCAGAGUACCGGAAGGCCAUGAGCAAAGAGGACUGCCAACAGUUUGUUGUCAACACACUUUCAUUGGCCAUGAGUCGAGAUGGUUCCAGCGGAGGUGUGGCCUACCUUGUCACUAUUGAUGAAAAAGGUGCAGAGGAGAAAUGCAUCCUGGGCAACGAGUUGCCCACAUUUUAUGAUCAGUGAACACUGGCUUGUGGAAACAGUAACACUGAAGUUGUCGUAGUUAUGAAACAGUGAGUGGACAUAUGGCCACCUUACGAACAAACAGUACUAUUACAUCUACACAGGAUAGAGAAUGUUUGGAUAGGGGUAUGAAUCAUGCUGGCACAAUGUCAAAUAUUCUCACUACACAUGCCAUUUUCAAAAUUAUGCAUAAUUGUUAUGCCCUCUGUUGAAGACACUGAUUUUAUUUUGGGUAGCCAGGGACCUGAAGCUGGACUGUGUUUUUGGGUGAUUCACAAGUAAAUUCAACUUUCCCAUGGAUAUUUCUCAGCAUGUUUUUUUCAACCCCAAAACAACUAUUCAAGAAGUCUUCUUCCACCUUCAAAAGUAAUGCUAAUUUGAGUUAUUAUGAUUAUGUCUACCAUAUAUAAUGACGCGUUCAAAGCAACUGGGAACUCGGAUAUCUCUGACUUCCGACUUCAGUGUGUUCAAAACAACUGGGAACUUGGAAAUAAACUAGCUCUGACUGGGAAAAAUCGUUUUGAAUGUUCAUCCAACUUGGAAUUCCAACUCAGGAACUCUGGCCUCUUUCUAGAGCUCCGAACUUUCUGACCUGAAGAUCACUGACGUCAUGAUUUCACCUCGUAUUUUUCUGAGUUCCCAGUUGCAUUGGUGAGGCCAUGGGAAUAUUCGUAUCAAAUUGUAUUAAUUUUAGGUGAUUAGUCAUCAGUUACAAAGUGGAUAUGAAGCCUGGCUUAAAAUAAUUAUCCUAACGUAAGUUCUCCUGCUACGAAAAGUCAAAUCUGAUGUUAAUUUGACAAAAGCUGGAUUCCUUCAAACCAUGACCGGUUCUUCGGCUGUCCCCAUAGGAGAAACCUUUGUGAUUCCAGGUAUAACCUUUUUUGGUUCCAGGUAUAACUAUUUUGGGUUCCAUGUAGAACCUUCUGUGGAAAGGGAUCUACAUGAAACCCAAGAGGCUUCUUCAAAAGGUUCUCCUCUGGGGAGAGCUGAAGAGCCCUUUUAGAUUCUAGAUAGCACUUUUUUUCUAAGAGUGUAGGGUAAACCUGUUACCAUAGAGUACCACAGUAUGAGUCAUAAAACCUAGUGGUCAAACAGUGAAAUUGUUCCAAUCGCUUUUCCACCAUUCAUAUUUCCCAUAGGGGAUUUUAGAAACACUUAAAAUAAGGGCUGUGUUUCAUUUUAGGCUUACCCUGGCGGGAAGUUUUUAAAUUUUUUGUAACUGUAAAUCUCUCUAGGACAAGGGGACUUUUAUCAAUAUACUGUAUUUGCAUGUAUUUACCACUGUAUUUGCGUGUAUUUAACAAAGGUAAGAAUCUUUGGAUUAUCUAUCUAAUGUUAGUUAAAAUGUAGUAAUGAAUAAAUUGGCUACAUUUCUUUCAA